Messenger RNA from Heterotrigona itama, 1910 nucleotides. The record is from the annotation of a GenBank genome assembly. NCBI's taxonomy places the organism in Eukaryota, Metazoa, Arthropoda, Insecta, Hymenoptera, Apidae.
AUGUUAUCAAGGCAAUUGCAGCAUGCGCCACAUUUGAACGCGCAUAGGUGAAAUUUAAAACUCACCCAGCAAAUGAAAAAAAUUAAGCAGUUUGCUAAUUGAACGCGAGAUCGGUUCGAACAAUCAGUUCGUCGAGCAUUAAAAGUUGGAAACGAAGAGCUUGCAAGUAUUUUGAACAACACGAGCUUUAAACAGCUAUCGUUCAAUUAAUUUAAGCCGCGUAAACAUAUCGCAUGUGCCGUGUUCUAAACAAUGAUAUAAUUGUCCUCUAUAGAGCAAGGUUAAAGAAGUGACGAAUGAAUUUUAGACAGAGUUUAUCGAGAGACGCGAGCUGCACCUUCUUGUCUUCUCGUCGCACCGUCCUGAAGGUCUUGUCUCGAUUCCAAGCCAUAAGUUCCACAUCGAUUUUUACUAUCGUGCGCCGCCAUGUCGUUUUACUGUCGUUUACGCUGACUGUAGAUUUUUCAUUCUCUAUUUUCGUACUGGUUUCGCGCAGUGGAUAUCAUUCUCUCCUUCUCUCGAAGAGACGUGCACGCGAUUGGGACGCAUAGUCGUCUCAAUGAACGGGAAUCGUGCGAACGCGUUGCUCCAGCGGACAUCUAAAAUUAAAAAGGAAUUUUAUUCCGUCACAAUUUCUCCACCUCUGCUGACUUUUAUUCUGAAUUAUUCGUGAUUUUUAUUCUGAAUUAUUUACGACUUUCUGCAUGAUAAAAUUUGUUUUUCGUAAACAAAAAUUCUCGUUCCUCAUAAUCCGUUUCGAAUAGUCGCAGCUGUCUGAAGGCAGAUUUUUGUUUUUGGAAAAGUUUCUGUAUAUUGCAAAGCAAGUUUCAAUUAAUCAAUUCUUGCUAAUUCAAAGAACUCUACAAUAAAAUAUAAAAUGAUUGAUUUCCAAAUCUACUCACAAUCACAGAAGCCUCUCCCUUUUUAGAAAAGUUUCUGCAUAUCACAGAACAACUUUCAACUGAUUCAACAUCUUGCUAAUUUAAAGAAUUCUACAAAGCUGAAAAUGAUUGAUUUCCAAAUCUAUUCAAUCAUAGAAGCUUGUCUCUCCUUUCUGUAUAUUACAAAGCAGUUUUCAACUGAUUAAACAUUUUGUUAAUUUAGGGAGCCUCACAAAGCUCAAAAUAAUUAAUUUCCAAAUCUACUCAAUUAUAGAAUCUUGUCUCUCCUUUCUGUAUAUUGCAAAGCAAUUUUCAAUUAAUUAAUUCUUGCUAAUUCAAAGAACUCUACAAAAUAUAAAAUGAUUGAUUUCCAAAUCUACUCACAAUCACAGAAGCCUCUUCCUUUUUAGAAAAGUUUCUGCAUAUCACAGAACAACUUUCAACUGAUUCAACAUCUUGCUAAUUUAAAGAAUUCUACAAAGCUGAAAAUGAUUGAUUUCCAAAUCUAUUCAAUCAUAGAAGCUUGUUUCUCUUUUCUGUAUAUUACAAAGCAAUUUUCAACUGAUUAAACAUUUAACAUUUUGUUAAUUUAGAAAGCUUUACAAAGCUCAAAAUAAUUAAUUUCCAAAUCUACUCAAUCAUAGAAUCUUGUCUCUCCUUUCUGUAUAUUACAAAGCAAUUUUCAACUGAUUAAACAUUCGACACCUUAGAGAACAAAGCCCAAAAUAAUUGAUUUCCAAACCUAUUUCAAACGCAGAAGCUUAUCUAAACACAGGGCACACAAGAAAUAUGUAUGAUCAUGUACGUGUACGUAUGAUUUUUCCAUAUAUAAAAAUAGAAGUCCAGAAUGCGUAACUAGUAAGAAUCCGUGUGAUUCUUAGGGAACACGGCGGCAAGGAAGUGCAAAAACGAAAGGGGCUAGAAGAAGCUGGAGCGGCUUGCGGGAAACGAAAAGACGGCCCUGAUUUCGAGCCUCGCGGCAUCGUCUGCAUCCCAGAAAUAGCGCAAGCGCCUUUCCAAAAGCUUUGA